AUGGCUCCGAAGACUGGAAAAGCGAAACCUCAUAAAACGAAAGGAGAGAAGAAGAAGAAGGAAGAGAAAGUUUUGCCAACUUUGCUGGACAUAACUGUUGAGACGCCGGACUACUCCCAAGUCACGCUUAAGGGAAUCUCGACGGAUAGGAUAUUGGACGUCCGGAAACUUUUAGCGGUCAACGUCGAAACGUGCCAUUUGACCAACUACUCCUUGUCUCACGAGGUCCGAGGCGCCAGGUUGAAAGACUCGGUGGAAAUUGUCUCCGUGAAACCUUGCCACCUCACCAUCGUCGAAGAGGACUAUACGGAAGUACUCGCCGUCGACCAUGUCCGACAACUUCUAGACAUCGUUGCCUGCACAACCUCCUUUGGCUCUUCUUCGUCUUCUCCCAAACAUGGUGGACGAUCGAGCCCAAAAGAAUCCGGUCCAGCUGGUCCAAAGGAACCCAGCUCGAAUGGUGGCGCAGCCUUGGUCGAUUUACUUGCAGACAAUAGUGCUGAACCCAGUUCUAAACUCAAAGCAGAGACCAAGAAAUCAAAUGUUACUGUUGAUGAUGGAAAUCACAAACGGGGAAGAGGCACUAAUGUUAAUAACGAAGGUAAGUCGGAAGCUACGGUUGCCGUUGAUACUGCGACGGAAGGAACGGACAAGGGUGAUAUUGCGACAAUGUGCCCUCCACCAAAGCUGGGGCAGUUCUACGAUUUCUUCUCGUUUUCGCACCUUACGCCGCCGGUACAAUACAUUAGAAGGUCUUUCCGUCCGUUCCUUCAGGAUAAAACCGAAGAUGAUUUCUUUCAAAUUGAUGUUCGGGUUUGUAAUGGGAAACCAGUGACAAUCGUUGCUUCCCGAAAAGGAUUUUAUCCUGCAGGGAAACAGCUUCUAAGAAGUCACUCCCUGGUUGGUUUGCUGCAGCAAAUUAGCCGUGCUUUCGAUGCUGCUUACAACUCGCUCAUGAAAGCUUUCACGGAGCACAAUAAGUUUGGGAACCUUCCUUAUGGUUUCAGAUCAAACACGUGGGUUGUUCCUCCCGUUGCUGUGGAUAGCCCAUCUACUUUUUCCCAUCUUCCCGUGGAAGAUGAAAACUGGGGAGGAAAUGGAGGUGGUCAAGGCAGAGAUGGAGAGCAUGAUCAAAGGCCGUGGGCAAGGGACUUUUCAGUUCUGGCCACUAUGCCUUGCAAGACAGCAGAGGAAAGACAAGUCCGAGAUCGAAAAGCCUUCUUACUUCACAACUUAUUUGUCGACAUUUCAAUCUUUAAAGCUGUUGCAGCUAUACAGCAUCUUAUUGACAGUAAUAAAUGCUAUCCAAAUUGUCCCGCUGCUUUGCAUGAGGAAAAAAUUGGUGAUUUGAGAAUUUCAGUAACAAGAGAUAUGCCUGAUGCAAGUACCAAGUUGGCUGGCAAAAAUGAUGGAAGUCAGGCUCCAGGAAUGACACUCAAGGAGCUUGCACAGAGAAACUUACUGAAAGGGAUAACUGCAGAUGAGAGUGCAACAGUUCAUGAUACUGCUACUUUAGGUGUUGUGGUAGUUAGAUAUUGUGGAUACACAGCUGUUGUGAAAGUUCCAGUUGAAGUUAAUUGGGAGGGCAGCCCUAUGCCUCAGGACAUUGAAAUUGAGAACCAACCUGGUGGAGGUGCCAAUGCCUUGAAUGUCAACAGCUUGAGAAUGCUACUAAACAAAGUUCCUGCAACUCAAACAUCAAGUGGAAUUCACCGGUCACAUAAUGCAGAUGUUGAAGAUUUAAGAUCUUCUAGGUCUUUGGUAAGAAAAGUACUAGGAGACAGCCUGGCAAAGUUGCAAGAAGAAACCAAUAAACAGAGGAAGUUUAUCAGAUGGGAGCUUGGAGCAUGCUGGGUGCAACAUUUGCAAAAUCAGGCUUCAGGGAAGACUGAGUCCAAGAAAACUGAAGAAGCUAAGGUUGAACCAACUGUCAAGGGUCUUGGGAAACAAGGAGGGCUUCUCAAAGAAAUUAGGAAAAAGAUAGAUGAGAAGAGUAGCAAAAGUGAGCAGGCAAAGGAAAGUCCUAUGUGUAAUGGAGACGAGAGCAAGAAAUCAGAUACAUCUGAUCAUAAGGAAUUAGAAAAACAAUAUUUGGAAAAGGAAAUGAUGUUGAAAAAGUUGCUCCCUGUAUCAGCAUUCCAGCGUCUAAAAGAAUCAGAAACUGGUCUUCACCUCAAGUCACCAGAUGAAUUGAUUGAGAUGGCACAUAAAUACUAUGCUGAUAUUGCCCUUCCGAAACUGGUUGCAGAUUUUGGCUCCCUUGAACUUUCCCCGGUUGAUGGGAGGACAUUAACUGACUUCAUGCAUACGAGGGGUUUGCAAAUGUGUUCAUUGGGACGAGUGGUUGAACUUGCAGACAAGCUCUCUCAUAUACAGUCACUCUGUAUACAAGAGAUGGUUGUUCGAGCUUAUAAGCGCAUACUACAAGCAGUUAUUGCAGCAAUUGGUGAUGUAGGUGACUUGGCUGGGUCUAUAGCCUCAUGUUUGAAUAUCUUGCUUGGAACACCUUCCGCUGGAAGCAUUUCUGCAGACAUAAGUAACGAUGAUAUCCUCAAAUGGAAAUGGGUAGAAACCUUCCUCUUGAAGAGGUUUGGAUGGCGUUGGAGAAAUGAGAGGUGCCAGGAUUUGAAGAAGUAUGCCAUUCUUCGCGGGCUAUGCCACAAGGUGGGACUUGAGCUUGUUCCUAGGGAUUAUGAUAUGGACACUCCAUCUCCUUUUAGGAAAUCAGAUAUUAUUAGCAUGCUUCCAGUAUAUAAGGUAAUAUACAUGAUUUCAUUAUGUUACACUGAUUUUGACUAUAGUAAGGAUCUUAUGGAAAGCUUUAACGCUGGUAAUUCUGUAAUACAGCAUGUACCAUGCUCAUCUGCAGAUGGGCGUACGCUAUUGGAAUCCUCCAAGACUUCAUUGGACAAAGGAAAAUUGGAAGAUGCUGUUAAUUAUGGUACUAAGGCACUCUCGAAGCUUGUGGCAGUAUGUGGUCCUUACCAUCGAAUGGCAGCAGGAGCAUAUAGUCUUUUGGCUGUAGUGCUGUACCACACUGGGGAUUUCAACCAGGCAACCAUCUAUCAGCAAAAGGCGUUGGAUAUCAAUGAGAGAGAACUUGGCCUUGAUCAUCCAGAUACAAUGAAAAGUUACGGGGAUCUUGCUGUUUUCUACUAUCGGCUUCAACAUACAGAAUUGGCCUUGAAGUAUGUCAAUCGUGCUUUGUAUCUUUUGCAUUUAACUUGUGGGCCCUCACAUCCAAAUACGGCUGCAACCUAUAUUAACAUUGCAAUGAUGGAAGAAGGCUUGGGAAACAUUCAUGUCGCUCUUAGGUAUCUACAUGAGGCUCUAAAGUGUAACCAAAGACUGCUGGGAGCUGACCAUAUACAGACUGCUGCCAGUUAUCAUGCCAUCGCAAUUGCUCUGUCUUUGAUGGAGGCAUACUCAUUAAGUGUUCAGCAUGAACAGACCACUUUACAGAUACUAAAGGGCAAGCUUGGAUCAGAAGAUCUCCGUACUCAGGAUGCUGCUGCAUGGCUUGAGUACUUUGAAUCCAAGGCUCUUGAACAGCAGGAAGCUGCACGCAAUGGUACCCCGAAGGCUGAUGCUUCUAUAGCAAGCAAAGGUCACCUAAGUGUGUCCGACCUUCUAGAUUACAUAAACCCAGAUGCUGAUCUGAAAGGGAGAGAAAACCAAAAGAAGCAAGCCCGUGCAAAGAUCAGAGGAAGACACUGUCAAAACCAGUGGGACACAGCCACAGAUGACUAUCAGAAGGAUGAAACAUUUGCACCGACUUACCUUGCGAUGGAGACCUAUAGUGACAAGGAAAACAAAACAGAAGCUCAGUUAGUGGAGUCUAAUGAUGAGAAACCUAUUAUCAGUCUUGCAGAUGGGUCCGCACUGAACCAUCAGGAUGACCAUCCAUCAAAGCUAGAUACUUCUGAUGAAGGAUGGCAAGAAGCUGUUCCAAAGGGUCGACCUGCAGGUCGUAAGUCCUCUAGCUCAAGGAGGCCAAGCCUAGCAAAACUGAACACGAACUCCGUAAAUGUCUCAGAAUCUGCAAGAUACAGAGGAAGGCCUACCAAUUUUCAAUCCCCAAGAACAUCUCCAAAUGAGGCUACUGCUAUGACAGCUCCUGCUGUUCCUGUUCAGAGGAAGUUAGUAAAGAGUUCAAGCUUCAGUCCAAAGCUCAACAACCCUGCCACUUCAGGUAUAGCUGCAGAAAAAUAUUUAUACCCAAAAUCAGCUCCGGCUAGCCCUGUUCCCACUGGACAACCCACAAAAUCUGCUUCUCUGAACAGUCCAAUCAGUGUUCAGUCAGCUGGAAAGCUCUUAUCAUACAAAGAGGUUGCAUUGGCUCCUCCUGGGACAAUAGUGAAGGCUGUAAUGGAGCAGCUACCAAAGGGAAAUCCUACUGAUGAGCAUAACCCAGAGGAAAGAAAGGAAAAUAGCAUUACUGAAUCAACACAAAUUGAGGAGGAGACGAUAGUAGAGAAUGGAGAUGAGGAAAAGGUUCAUAAUUGCAUUGAGAGAGAGCAUCAGCCACUGGUUUCUACGGAGGAAGUAAAGGAAUCUGUCAUCGAAAAUAAAGAAGCAGAAGUAAAUGAUGAUGUAGUAACCGAUACUCAACAAGAAAUAAAGGGUGUUUCUGUUGAAGAAACAAUUGACGGUGGGGAAGUUGCAGCUCUUUCGGAUAACAUUGAUUCUUUGAAGGUUCCAAAUGCAACUAUAGCUGAACCUGAAACUUCGGGUACAGAAGAAACCUUGAAGGAACAAUCAGCUACUUUAUCUGAUUUGGGACCUCAGUCUGUUUCAAGAGAUGUAUUGCAGUUACCAGGAUUAGAUGCAAGCACUGCUGUUGAAAAGCUGGCAGAGACAAGUGAAAGUCCAAAAGCUAUGUCAGAUGGAAGUGAGAAUGGGAAGGCUUCAUUAGCAGGAGAAAAGCAGGAGGAAGCUGAAACUGGGAAGGAGACGGCUAAAAAACUUUCUGCAGCAGCACCUCCAUUCAACCCAUCGAUGGUCCCCGUCUUCGGGUCAGUUCCUAUGCCAGGUUUCAAAGAUAAUGGUGGAAUUUUGCCUCCACCUGUUAAUGUUCCCCCUAUGCUGACUGUUAAUCCUGUUCGUAAGUCUCAUCAGUCAGCAACGGCCAGGGUUCCUUAUGGACCCCGUCUGUCAGGAGGCUAUAACCGGUCUGGAAAUCGGGUCCUCCGCAACAAACAUGGUUUCCAGAAUGGUGAACAUGCUGGGGAUGGGAAUCACGUCAGCCAUCCUAGAAUAAUGAAUCCACAUGCAGCUGAGUUCAUACCAGGGCAACCAUGGGUUGCAAAUAGUUUUCCAGCUUCUUCGCUUGCUGUUCCAGUACCUCCAAACGGCUAUCCAUCUUCUCCGCAUGGCAUUCUGGUCCCAUCUAAUGGCUUUCCAGCAUCUCCGAAUGGUACUCCAGUAUCUCCUGAUGGUUUUUCAGUGUCUUCAAACAGUUCACUUGAGUCUCCAACAGAUGAAUUAGUUGGAAAGAAAGCCGAAAUUGGGACCAAAGAGAAUGCUGUAAAGCUUUCACUGGAAGGGAAGGAGGAGAGGGAAAACUCACCAGAUGAGCAAAAGAAGCAAAAACAUCCAUCUGGAGAUGCUGAGGCGGCAAAUAUUGAAAAAGAACAAGAUCCUACUGUUACAGUCGCAGUUCCCGAGGACAUUGUGGUUGCAAAACAAACUUGCACCAAGGUAAGAGCCGAGGAGAAGCCAACAAAGUGUUGGGGAGAUUACAGUGACAGUGAAGCUGAGGUUAUUGAGGUGACGGGUUAAAAGGAGGAUCAUAAUUUUUUUCGAGAAAAUUAAUCUCACUUGCUUUGCAACUUAACGGAUGGUUGGUGAACACAAAGAUAAGAAAAAUAUGGACAGAGGUGUGGUGAAUUUGUUGCAGGAAAUGGGUGGCGAAGUGCGGAGAAAAUUGAAUUAGUUUUCUCUUUUAACCAAGUUUCUUGCAAGUUGAGCAAUGCAAUGAACUUUCAUGUUUCUAUAAGAUUUUGAAGUAGAGGCUGAGGAGAUCCGGCGAUAGAGAGAUUUCGAGUUAUACAAUGGUAUAUGAAAGAAAUCUACUGGAUAGCUGAAGAUGCCGUUUUGGUCGGUUACACUGGGAGUUAAGUUGUUCUUCUUUUUAUGCUUCGAAUUCAGGUUGGUUGUCUGAGUAAACAGUAACAAAAUUUUAAUGAUCUGGUUUAUCUAUAAGGUAAAUCUUCAGUUGAGGAGC
Telopea speciosissima is the source of this 6226-nucleotide messenger RNA. Its product is annotated as protein TSS-like. The coding region runs from base 1 to 5781 and encodes 1926 amino acids. Gene Ontology annotation, cellular component: cytoplasm. Lineage: Eukaryota; Viridiplantae; Streptophyta; Magnoliopsida; Proteales; Proteaceae. The transcript has 23 exons. Gene Ontology annotation, biological process: organelle organization. The record is from RefSeq and is a predicted model, not a curated record. Gene Ontology annotation, molecular function: protein binding.